AUGGAAGUCCUCUGCCGCCUCCCUGGGAUGAUAACCUACCAGUUCUCGGCACGCACCCGUCGCUUCCCAGCCACCCGGGACGCCGUGUACGAGCAUGGCGCAGCGAUCGUUGACCGCUUCGAGACGCACGGCAUGAACGUGGAGUGGCAUUACAACCCCGCGACGUUCAUGCACGCUGUCCGUCUCACCGUCUCGACCGACCAGACGACUCAGUGGUGCCGCUGGAUGGAGAGCGUGUUGAUCAAGCUCAUCAGCCAACCGUACUCUGAAACCCCCGAACCUGUCUUGAUCGUCGAGGAGGACGAGAACGAGGACGACGACGGCGGCUGGGGAAGCAACAAGCUGUGGAGCCUGCAGAAGUGCCAUUGGACCACGUCGUGGGAGUGGGCCAAUGACGUGGAUGCCAACCGCCAGUACGACGACUACGACGGCUACAACGACGGCGCCGACGACUACAACCACGGCCCCGAAGAUUACAACAACGGGGCCGACGACUACAACAACGGGGCCGACGACUACAACGACGGCACCGACGGCUACAACGACGGUGCCGGUGACUCCAACAGCGGUGCCGAUGACUGCAACGACGGUGCCAACGACUACAACAACGGUGGCGACCGCUGCAACGACGGCGUCGACGACAGCAACGACGCCGACGACUUCAACAACAGCGCCGGCGGCCACGACACCGGCCCGAAGAUGCUCCCCGAGUCUGCGGACGACGACGACGACGACUACGACGACGAAUUCGACGACGACUCGGAGGCGGUGCGCGACUGGGACGUUGACGACGACCACAACGCCAACGACGGCGCCGAAUGGGUGGACAUUGUCGAGAUGGAGGAGCCGGUGUCGUCUGGCGAGGAGGAGACGCUCGACGAGGACGCCGAGGGCGACGAUGACGCCGACGGUGACGAUGACCACUACGGCGACGACAACACCACCUUGGAGGGCAACCAAGCGGCCGACUACAUCCACCAACCUGGCGUCCAGGCCAACUUCAACUUUCCUCCAUCCCACCCCGUCCACCAGUACCACCAGUACAACAGAGGCAACACACACACCAGGGGCGGCGGCCCGGCGUUCCACUACCCAGUCCCCUUCCGCGGGUACGACUACCAGACCGCCGACGACGGCAAUCCCCAACCCCAGGCCGGUGGUAAGACCUUCCGCUACCACACGUAG
Vanrija pseudolonga is the source of this 1185-nucleotide messenger RNA. RefSeq lists its product as uncharacterized. The coding region runs from base 1 to 1185 and encodes 394 amino acids. Lineage: Eukaryota; Fungi; Basidiomycota; Tremellomycetes; Trichosporonales; Trichosporonaceae. The record is from RefSeq and is a predicted model, not a curated record. The transcript is spliced from 3 exons.